Messenger RNA from Pipistrellus kuhlii (Kuhl's pipistrelle), 5251 nucleotides. It is a transcript of the gene PLEKHA7, whose product is annotated as pleckstrin homology domain containing A7. The transcript has 27 exons. Gene Ontology annotation, molecular function: protein binding. NCBI's taxonomy places the organism in Eukaryota, Metazoa, Chordata, Mammalia, Chiroptera, Vespertilionidae. Gene Ontology annotation, cellular component: pore complex; zonula adherens. Bases 16 to 3960 code for a protein of 1314 amino acids. The record is from RefSeq and is a predicted model, not a curated record. Gene Ontology annotation, biological process: epithelial cell-cell adhesion; zonula adherens maintenance; pore complex assembly.
GGGAGCCGCGCGGCCAUGGAGCAACCCGGGGGGCCGCCCGCGCCCGCGCCCGCGCAGGCCGAGCCCGCCGGCCCGCCGCCCGCGCCCCCGCCCCCGCCGCCGCCGCCGCCGCCGCCGCCACCGCCUCCCGCCCGCCCCGCGGCGGCUCCGAGCGCGGCGAACAUGGCGGCGGCGGCGGCGGUCGGGCGGGACACCCUACCUGAGCACUGGUCCUACGGCGUGUGCCGGGACGGCCGCGUCUUCUUCAUCAAUGACCAGCUCCGCCGCACGACCUGGCUGCACCCGCGCACCGGGGAGCCCGUCAACUCCGGCCACAUGAUCCGCUCAGACCUGCCCCGCGGCUGGGAGGAGGGCUUCACGGAGGAGGGCGCCAGCUACUUCAUCGACCAUAACCAGCAGACCACAGCGUUCAGGCAUCCUGUGAGUGGGCAGUUUUCUCCAGAAAACAGUGACUUUAUUCUUCAAGAAGAGCCAAAUCCGCAUAUGUCGAAGCCAGAGAGGAACCAAAGACCGUCCAGCAUGGUCAGCGAAACAUCCACAACUGGGACCAUGUCCACCGUGGAGGCCAAACCUGGCCCCAAGAUCAUCAAGUCCAGCAAUAAAGUCCACAGUUUUGGAAAGAGGGACCAAGCCAUUCGGAGGAACCCCAAUGUUCCGGUGGUGGUGAGGGGUUGGCUGCACAAGCAGGACAGCUCUGGGAUGAGGCUAUGGAAAAGGAGGUGGUUUGUGCUUGCUGAUUAUUGCUUGUUUUACUAUAAAGACAGCCGAGAAGAAGUGGUCCUUGGGAGCAUUCCUCUGCCCAGCUACGUCAUAUCGCCGGUGGGCCCUGAGGACCGCAUAAGUCGCAAGUAUUCCUUUAAGGCUGUGCACUUGGGGAUGCGAGCGCUCAUCUAUCACUCCUCCGCCGGGGGCUCUCACGCCGAGCAGUCGGGCAUGAGGACCUACUACUUCAGUGCCGACACCCAGGAGGACAUGAACGCCUGGGUCCGGGCCAUGAACCAGGCUGCGCAGGUGCUGUCUCGGUCGACGCUGAAGAGGGACCUGGAGAAGCUGGAGCGGCAGGCAGUCCCCCAGGUCAACCACGCAGAGUCCUGUCAUGAGUGCGGCCGCGUGGGACCCGGACACGCGAGGGAUUGUCCUCAUCGCCGCCACGAGGACUCCUACGGCUACGAGAGGCGGGAGCAAGAGGAAGAACGGUACCGUUCCCACCCAUCCGAGGGCAGGAGGGACAGGAGCAAGACCAGGUCCCCGUACUCGCCGGCUGAGGAGGAUGCCUUAUUCGUGGAUUUACCCGGCGGCCUGCGAGGCCAGCAGGCACAGCCCCAGAGGGCAGAGAAGAAUGGCAUCGCGUAUGGCCCAGGAGAGCAGAAUGGGACUGGCGGAUACCCGCGGGCCUUUCCUCCCAGGACCAGCCAUGAAAAGCACAGCCAGAGGAAGAGCAGCCUGGCCCAGGUGGAGCACUGGGCGAAGUCCCAGAAGGGUGAUGGCAGGAGCCUCCCCCAGGACCAGACCCUUCCUCGCCACGGGCCCAGCCAGCCCCUGUCCUUCCCGGAAAGCUACCAGACGCUUCCCAGGAGCACCCGUCACCCCUCGGGGAGCUCCUCGCCUCCUCCCCGCAACCUGCCGAGCGACUACAAGUACGCGCAGGACCGAGCCAGCCACCUGAAGAUGUCGAGCGAGGAGCGCCGGGCACACCGGGACGGCACCGUGUGGCAGCUCUACGAGUGGCAGCAGCGCCAGCAGUUCCGGCACGGCAGCCCCACGGCGCCCAUCUCCCCGGAGUUCCCCGAGCAGGGCCGCAGCAGGAGCAUGCUGGAGGUGCCCCGCUCCAUCUCCGUGCCUCCGUCUCCCUCCGACAUCCCUCCCCCGGGCCCCCCGCGGGCCUUCCCGCCCCGGCGGCCGCACACGCCCGCGGAGAGGGUCACCGUGAGGCCGCCGGACCAGAGGAGGAGCGUGGACAUCUCAUUGGGCACUUCUCCCAGGAAGACCUGGGGCCACGCCACCAAGAACUCCUCGCACGUGGACCGGCGCUCCAUGCCCUCCAUGGGUUACAUGACCCACACUGUCAGCGCUCCCAGUUUACACGGAAAAUCGGCCGAUGAUACCUACCUCCAGCUGAAGAAAGACCUGGAAUACCUGGACCUAAAGAUGACAGGCCGGGACCUUCUCAAGGAUCGAAGCCUGAGACCCAUGAAGAUUGCCGAGAGUGACAUUGACGUCAAGCUGAGCAUCUUCUGUGAACAAGACAGGAUCCUCCAGGACUUGGAAGACAAGAUACGCGCCCUCAAGGAGAACAAGGACCAGCUGGAGUCCGUGCUGGAGGUGCUGCACAGACAGAUGGAGCAGUACCGAGACCAGCCCCAGCACCUGGACAAGAUCGCCUGCCAGCAGAGGUUGCUGCAGGAGGACCUGGUCCACAUCCGGGCGGAGCUCUGCAGAGAGUCCACUGAGAUGGAAAACGCCUGGAACGAAUACCUGAAGCUGGAGAGCGACGUGGCGCAGCUGAAGCACACCCUGCAGGAGCAGCACCGACGGGCCUUCUUUUUCCAGGAGAAAUCGCAGAUACAGAAGGAUCUCUGGAGGAUUGAAGAUGUCACCGCAGGCCUGAGUGCGAACAAAGAGAACUUCAGAAUCCUGGUGGAAUCGGUCAAAAAUCCCGAGAGAAAAACAGUGCCUUUGUUUCCUCACCCGCCUGUGCCUUCACUCUCGACGUCGGAGAGCAAGCCACCCCCGCAGCCCAGCCCUCCCACCAGCCCAGUGCGGACCCCGCUGGAGGUUCGGCUCUUCCCUCAGCUGCAAACCUACCUGCCCUACCGGCCUCACCCGCCCCAGCUGAGGAAGGUGACGUCUCCUCUCCAGUCACCGACCAAGACGAAGCCCAAAGUUGAAGACGAGGCGCCGCCCAGGCCCCCGCUCCCUGAGCUCUACAGCCCGGAGGACCAGCCUCCCGCCGUGCCGCCUCUGCCCCGGGAGGCCACCGUCAUCCGGCACACCUCCGUGCGCGGCCUCAAGCGGCAGUCGGACGAGAGGAAGCGAGACCGGGAGCAGGGGCAGUGCGUGAACGGGGACUCGAGGGGGGAGCUCCGGUCCUACGUGAGUGAGCCCGAGCUGACCACGUUCGGCGGGGACGUGGCUCAGCCUCCCCUGGGGGCCGUGGGCUCUGAGAGCAGGUACCAGACGCUGCCCAGCAGAGGGCUCUCGGGGUCCACAUCGAGGCUCCAGCAGUCGUCCACCAUUGCGCCCUACGUCACCCUCCGGAGGGGCCUGAAUGCCGAAGGCAGCAAGCUGAGCUUCCCCAGACCCAAGAGUGCCUUGGAGCGUCUGUACUCAGGGGACCACCAGCGGGGCAAGAUGAGCGCGGAGGAGCAGCUGGAGCGCAUGAAGCGGCACCAGAAGGCCCUGGUCCGGGAGCGCAAGAGGACGCUGAGCCAAGGGGAGAGGGCGAGCCUGCCCUCGUCUCGCUACCUCGGCCACCCGCUCCCCGGAGACCUUGGCUCAUGGAAGCGCGAGCAGGACUUUGACCUGCAGUUGCUGGACCGCGCCGUGCAAGGGGAGAGGAAGGACGAGGAGGAGAAUGGCUGGUUGAAAGUGCAGGCCGUGCCUGUCACUGAGUUGGACCUGGAGCCGCAAGACUAUGACUUGGACAUCAGCAGAGAGCUGUCCAAACCAGAGAAGGUCUCCAUCCCAGAGCGCUACGUGGAUCUGGAUCCCGAGGAGCCGCCCAGCCUGGAGGAGCUGCAGGCCCGGUACCGGAAAGCCGAGAAGAUCCGCAGCAUCCUCACCCGGUCCAGCAUGUGCAACCUGCAGCCGGCCGCGGGCCAGGACCGGAGGAACAGCGUGGCCGACCUGGACUCGCAGAUGCAGGAGCAGGAGCGCAUCAUCAACAUCUCCUACGCCCUGGCCUCCGAGGCCUCCCAGCGCAGCAAGCAGGUGGCAGCCCAGGCGGUGACUGACCCGUGACCGGCGCACGGAGGAGAAGCCGGCAGCCGGGGUCCCGUGGAACCAGCCUGCGCUGAGAGAAGAUGGACUUCUCUUCCCCCAAGAGAACCCCUCCCAGCUGAGCAGGGGUUCUGGCUGGAGGAGGGGGCAGCCCACCAGCUGGGGGUGUGUCCCCCACAGGGCUGGGUCCCCCUUCCCUCGCCUUGCGUUCAUUGACUCCUCUGGACAUGAAUGACGCACCUUUGAUACACACUGUAAAAUACGGACACUGUAUUUUAGAAUCAGGAUGCAUUUUCUAAUGUUCACCUCAAGGGCUGAGUGGCUGGGAAGGCGAGGGUGCGGGAUGUGGGGCUGCACGCGCAGAUCCGGAUGCCGUUGGGUGGCAGGGGUGGGGGGGAGGCAGGUUGGUCACCGAUGAACUCAGGUGAAGGCUGGGUCAGAGACUGUGCUCCGGGGGCUCUGCCCUGGAGGAGGGGCCCUGAGCUGCAGAGCUCAGCUGUCCCCGCCCUGGCCGGCUGACCGGCUCCAGAGCAGAGACUCCACCAGGAUGGCACGUGGAGCCCGAGUCUGUGCCUUGGCCCUUGGGCUUGGUUUCGGGAAACGGUGAGUUCAAGGGCUUUGGCUCCCGGUCCCCCUCAGGAGGUUCUCUCAGCGAAGGGCUCUUCUCAGAAAGAAAAAAAGGGGUUUGCUUUCCUUUAAAAAAAAAUUUACUUUGAAACACAGGAAAGGUGAGAGGAAGCACCUUCUGUUGUAUCGUAAGCAAUAAACUCCACACUGGGUGGCAUCUACCCAACACCACUUGACCCCAGGCCAGGCUGGUGUCGGAAUCUGGGACCUUUGCCGGCCACCUCUGGAGAACCGAAGUCAACUUUCCCAGGACUGGGCCGGGUGGCGAGGGGGCUGGCAGUGUGCCCCGCGGUCCCUGCUGGCUGCCAACCGGCAGGGCACAAUGGCAGGACCUUAACUUGACUUCCAGCCCCAGGUGAGGAGGGGGCUGCCAAGCUAGGCGUAGUGUUGGUGCCCUUUACCCAAGUCAUGAGCUCAUGGCAUUCUGCAUACAGAAAGCGAUGUUUAAAGGAAAAAAAACAAAACAAAAAUACACACAAAACCAUCCGGUGGAGCCACACUUUCAAUGAAAAUUGGUCUUUGUGGACAGAAAAAAACGUCUUGAAUAUAUUUAGGAGUUGCCGUCUAUUUUUAACUAACUCCAUAUGCUGCCAGUAUCGACGUCACAACAAUUGCCAAAAUAAGAUUUUAUUUUUGCCUUUAUAAAGAUUUUGUUGGAAAAAAAAUGAAAUGAAUAUUUUGCAAG